AUGACCGACACCACUUCCUUCCCUCCUCUCAAGAACGAUCUUAUCAUCCGCGCCGCCCGCGGUGAAAAGACUGAGCGUGCCCCCGUCUGGGUCAUGCGUCAAGCCGGCCGCUAUUUGCCCGAGUUUCGUGCUGAGCGUGUGGAGAAUGACUUCUUCAAGAUCUGCCGCACUCCCGAGUUGGCCACCAAGGUGACCCUCCAGCCCAUUGAUCGUUACGACGGAUUAUUGGAUGCUUCGAUCAUCUUCUCCGAUAUUUUGGUCAUCCCCCAGGCCAUGGGCAUGACUGUCGAGAUGGUCCCCGGAAAGGGCCCCCACUUCCCUACCCCCUUGGUUGUCCCCGCAGAUAUGGCUGUUCAGUUGAAGGAGAAGGUUGAUGUUAACCAGGAGCUCCAGUACGUCUUUGACGCCAUUACCAUGACCCGCCAUGCCCUCAACGGACGUGUUCCCUUGAUCGGUUUCGUUGGCGCUCCCUGGACUCUUAUGGCAUACAUGAUUGAGGGAGGUGGAAGCAAGACGCUCUCGAAGGCUAAGGAGUGGAUCUUCAAGCACCCCAAGGAGAGUCACGAGCUUUUGAGUCGCAUUACCGAUGUCUGCGUUGACUUUUUGAUCGGCCAGGUCCUCGCCGGUGCCCAGAUGCUGCAAGUGUUCGAGUCUUGGGGAGGAGAGUUGGGACCUCACGACUUUGAGCACUUUUCGCUCCCUUACUUGGCACAGAUUGUCAAGCGCGUGAAGCUCGAGUUGGGCGAGAAGGCGGUUCCCAUGGCAAUCUUUGCCAAGGGAUCAUGGUACGCUCUCGAGAAGCUGUCUCUCAUUGGAUACGAGACCGUCUCCUUGGACUGGACCCACACCCCCGAGUCUGCCAAGGCAAUCACUCAGGGACGUGUGACUCUUCAGGGCAACAUGGAUCCCAACGUGUUGUACGGUGGUGAUGAGGCCAUUGUUGCUGCUGCAACGAGAAUGGUCCGUGGAUUUGGCUCGACGAGACGGUACAUUGCCAACUUGGGACACGGUAUCUUGCCCACUGUCCCAGUGGAGGCCAUGGAGCUGUUCUUGAAGACUGUCCACCGUGUUGGUUUGGAGGUUGCUGCUGAGGAGAAGGCCGCCGAGGAUGCCAACGAUAUGAAGAUCCUCGGUUAG
Linnemannia hyalina is the source of this 1137-nucleotide messenger RNA. NCBI's taxonomy places the organism in Eukaryota, Fungi, Mortierellomycota, Mortierellomycetes, Mortierellales, Mortierellaceae. The record is from the annotation of a GenBank genome assembly.